Messenger RNA from Penicillium daleae, 291 nucleotides. RefSeq lists its product as uncharacterized. NCBI's taxonomy places the organism in Eukaryota, Fungi, Ascomycota, Eurotiomycetes, Eurotiales, Aspergillaceae. The coding region runs from base 1 to 291 and encodes 96 amino acids. The record is from RefSeq and is a predicted model, not a curated record. The transcript has a single exon.
AUGAUAGCCGCCGACCAAGAAGACUGCACCGAAAUCUUCGGCACAGACGGCAAAAUCGCCAUCAACACCCAGCCCCAACUCAACCUCGUUAACCUAUACGAGUCUACCGGUAUCCGGCGGGAGAUUCCCGCCGACUACUACGGGCGCUUCCGCGAGGCGUUUAUUACCGAGGCGAAUGAGUUUACUGCUUCUUGUCUGGAUGAUACUAAGCCUCCUUUGCAGUUGGACUCGGCUGUCAAGGCCGUUGCUAUUGGAUGUGCGCUGCAGGAGUCGCUGAUUACGGGGAACUAG